CUGGAUAAAGCACAUCAGCCAAGACUGCACAAAAAUAUCCCUUCUGUGAAUUCCAGACUGAAAGUUAUUAAACAUCUAAUAAGGUUUAAUACAGCCACUGAAGCUACCUUACGGAUUGCCAACAGAAGAGGAAAUGUCAGACACCUUUCUUAG
Aptenodytes forsteri (emperor penguin) is the source of this 153-nucleotide messenger RNA. It is a transcript of the gene MRPL30, whose product is annotated as mitochondrial ribosomal protein L30. The record is from RefSeq and is a predicted model, not a curated record. The annotation marks the transcript as partial. Lineage: Eukaryota; Metazoa; Chordata; Aves; Sphenisciformes; Spheniscidae. The transcript has 3 exons.